Molecule: messenger RNA, 609 nt
Organism: Hydra vulgaris (swiftwater hydra)
Lineage: Eukaryota; Metazoa; Cnidaria; Hydrozoa; Anthoathecata; Hydridae
Source: RefSeq, a predicted model, not a curated record
AUGCCUUAUAUCACACCAUCAGAUACAGAGAGAUUUAAUUUUGAUAGUGUUAUUAGAGAAAAAGUAACAAUUCCAGUAGCUUUUUAUUCUAGAUCGUGUGAAACUAUAACUCCUCAACAAACAACUAAAAUGACUUGGAAACUUGGUGUUAAAUGUGAUAAAAAACCUAGAUAUAUUAUCGUAGGAUUCCAAAUAAAUAGAGAUAAUGAUCAAACACAAAAUUCUUCAAUAUUCGAUCAUUGUAAUUUGACAAAUAUGCAAGUCAUGAUUAAUAAUGUAAGAUUUCCUGAAGCUGAUUAUGAACUAUCAUUUCCAAAUCAACAAUUUUCAAGAGCUUAUAGAGAUGCAUCUACUUUUAAAGAAAACUUUUAUGGAACAAAUGAAAUCAUAUCAAAUUGUAACAUAACACCUUCAGACUAUAAAGAUUUGUAUCCACUAAUGGUUUUCGAUUUAAGCAAACAAUCAGAAAGAUUAAAACCUUCAGAUAUUCAAAUUAUAGCAUACUUUAGUGAAAAUGUUCCAGAAGGAACUGAAGCAUUCGCUGUUAUCAUAUCAGAAAGAUUAGGCAGACUAAAGUCUAAUGGAGAUAGAUUUAACUUUGAAUAUUAG